Phalaenopsis equestris is the source of this 696-nucleotide messenger RNA. RefSeq names its product ubiquitin-like protein 5. Gene Ontology annotation, cellular component: nucleus; cytoplasm. Lineage: Eukaryota; Viridiplantae; Streptophyta; Magnoliopsida; Asparagales; Orchidaceae. Gene Ontology annotation, biological process: protein modification process; mRNA splicing, via spliceosome. The transcript is spliced from 2 exons. The record is from RefSeq and is a predicted model, not a curated record. Gene Ontology annotation, molecular function: protein tag activity; protein binding. The coding region runs from base 150 to 371 and encodes 73 amino acids.
UAGGCUCUCCCGUCCUUCGUGUUUACGCGGCAUAAUGGAUCACUUGGAGAACAAGCUACAGCCGCAAUAAAAAGGUUCUCUUUGCCCUCUCGAAUCCGCAAUUUAUUCGACAAAGAGUACGCAGUCGGCUAGAUUGAGAGCCAAACAAAAUGAUCGAGGUGGUGUUGAACGAUCGGCUGGGGAAGAAGGUGCGGGUGAAGUGCAACGAAGACGACACCAUCGGCGAUCUCAAGAAGCUGGUGGCCGCUCAGACUGGAACUCGGGCGGACAAGAUCCGCAUCCAGAAAUGGUACAACAUAUACAAGGAUCACAUCACCCUGAAGGACUACGAGAUACACGACGGGAUGGGCCUCGAGCUCUACUACAAUUAGCUCCAUGUCUGUCGGUGAAGACUGGUGCUUGCUGUUCAUGAAGGCCGUUUCGUUAGUAGAAUGUCUACUGCAGGUGAUUCCCAAAACAUUAUAAUGGUAUUAUUCCGACAAUAAUUGUGUGCCUGUCACUGAUUAUAUGUGGCCAUGAAUAUGGCAAAAUGACAACCUGGUAGUGCUUUUUCAUCGUGUUUGAAUCUAUGUGGCCCAGAACUAUAUGUUGCUUGCCUUUUCUUCUUUUCCUUUUAUGUGCUGGCCUUUCAAAUCACCCAACACUACCACUAAAACUGUUUUUGUGUGCUUAAAUGCAUAUUGAAAAUUAGUUUUU